AUGUGGGGGAUUUCAUACUGGGCAAUACCGCUUUUCUCCAGCGUAGUAUGGCUCGCAAUGCUUCUUGCCAUGAUCCUUAGCUGGAUAACCGACGGCAAACCUCACUACCCGUCCAUGGGCCCUACGCAGGACAUAGCAUUCAUCUCAGAUGUCGGUGCGCAAAGACUCAAGCCGCUGUUCAUUGCCAUGUCGGCGGUGAGUGUCGUUUCUCUUGACAUUGCCUUCCUUUCCGAGCGCUGGCUCAGGCAUUCCGGACGCUUGGCCCGGAACACCUCGUGGUGGCAAAAGAGUUACUCCAUCCUAUCUAUCAUCGCUGCCAUUGUCGGCGCGGCUGGCAUUAUCCUGCUCUCCAUUUUCGACACUUGGAGGCAUCCGCGCCUGCACGACGUCUUCCUCGGUCUCUUCAUUGGUGGUUAUGUCAUCUCCGCGAUUUUCAUCUGCCUCGAGUACCAGCGUCUGGGCGUCCACCACCGCGAGCACACAAUCAUCCAGAUCUCCUUCUGGAUGAAGGUCACCUUCAUUAUCGUAGAACUCGCGCUCGCAAUCGGAUUCGGCGUAAUGCGGCAAACAGACCACUGGAACACAGCCGCGAUCCUGGAAUGGAUCGUCGCGCUCGUCUUCACCUUCUACGUGCUCUCUUUCUUCGUCGACUUCAUCCCGGCCGUGCGGACCAAGAACCACCAGAGCCGGGAAACCGAGGUCGAGAUGGCCAUGGAGGGCCCCGAGACCACCAGCGAAACCGGCCUCUACCCCGAUGGCGCCGGCGCAAACGUCUACCCUACCUCCAACGCCUUCACCAACCAGGACCCCAACCGCUACCAGCCCAACGGCUUCGCUGCCCACCCCAACACCCGCGGUAUCAAUGGCAACACGUACUAUGCCGACGGCCACCCCGACGCUCUCAAGCCGGCUAACGGGCGCGUCCCCCUCACCAGCAACUUUUAA
Aplosporella prunicola CBS 121167 is the source of this 945-nucleotide messenger RNA. RefSeq lists its product as uncharacterized. Gene Ontology annotation, cellular component: plasma membrane. NCBI's taxonomy places the organism in Eukaryota, Fungi, Ascomycota, Dothideomycetes, Botryosphaeriales, Aplosporellaceae. The coding region runs from base 1 to 945 and encodes 314 amino acids. The record is from RefSeq and is a predicted model, not a curated record. The transcript is spliced from 3 exons.